AUGGCUAACACCGACGCGCCCGACGUUGCGCACACGCAGCCUCCUCCGCCCGUCAGCGCGCUCUCCCAGCUGGGUCCCUUCGCCCGCUUUCAGCGCUGGCUCGAGCAGAGCGACACGCUUGAGAAGCGGCAUUUCGGCCUGAUUUGGUGUCCCAACUACCCGUCUCCAGGUGAAUGCCAGCACUGUGUCCUCUUGCAUAUGGGCGCACUCUCAGUCUACAUCGUCUUCAUCGUACUCGCCGGGACGACGGAUCCUGAGCGUUUUCAGAUGCUCCUUGCAGGUCCAUGGGAGCUUACGGCGGCGCCCAUCGUGCGUCUUAUCGAGCUGGGAGUCCGGGCAGUUGCAGGAGCCCUCCUUUACAUCCUCCUCAUGCCGCUUACCCCCCUCUUAUGCGCGUCUUUGACGCCCUACUUCUACCACAUGCGGCCUGGAUUCUCGCUCAGCUCGCGAUGCCCAACUGAGUCCGCCAUCGCGACAGGCGUCGACCUCUGGCUCAAGUACCUCGCGGUCACCGCGCUCUUCGACGUCCACGUUCUUCCUCGCCUGCUCAACGCCGCCGUGGUGCUCGAACGGUGCCUUCAGACGACACAACAGAGGUAG
This is a messenger RNA of Rhodotorula toruloides NP11, 600 nucleotides long. RefSeq lists its product as uncharacterized. The record is from RefSeq and is a predicted model, not a curated record. Lineage: Eukaryota; Fungi; Basidiomycota; Microbotryomycetes; Sporidiobolales; Sporidiobolaceae. The coding region runs from base 1 to 600 and encodes 199 amino acids. The transcript has 2 exons.